CAAAAAAUCAAACACUCUUCUAUCUGAUUACUCUCUCUCUCUCUCCUCGAUUUCUCUGAAUCCCUAAUUCCCCCAAAUCCUCCACCAUGGAAUCCGACGAUAGCAAGAAGAUGUACAACCUGUUCGUGAAGCACUUGGAUGGCAAAACCCUAACCCUAUUAUUCCCAUCUCCGAUCCUCUACGCCACUUCCAUCAAGGAUCGCCUCUUCCAACUCACCGGAAUUCCCUCCCAGCUCCAGCGUCUCGUCACCGGUUGCCGCCAUCUAAACGACGAGAAAUCGUUGCUAUGUUGCUCGCCGGAAGAGGGGAACAUGUUCCCGUCGGUGCGGCUGCUGCUGAGUCUGAAAGGCGGCAAGGGAGGGUUUGGCUCCCUUCUGCGUGGGGCGGCGACGAAGGCUGGGCAGAAGAAGACCAACAAUUUCGACGCCUGCAGGGAUAUGAGUGGGAGAAGGCUGAGGCACGUGAACGCUGAGAAGAGGUUGGAGGAUUGGAAGGCUGGGGAAGAGGAGAGGAAGCUGGAGAAGGUUGCUGAGGAGUUUCUGAAGAAGCAGAUGAAGAAUAAGGGGAAGAAGGGUGAUGUCGAUAGCGAGGCCCACAAGUAUGUUGCUAAGUAUAGGGAAGAGUCUGAACGCUGCACUGCAGAGGUUGCUUUGUCUGUUCAGGAAGCUUUGUCUUCUCUCAAGCGCAAGUCCUCACCAUCCAAUGCUUCCCCUCCCCGUGAUGGCAAGAAGUUGAAGAUAUGGAUGGGGAAGAGGAAAGUGAAUGAAAGCGAUAGUGAUGAUUCUGAUGUGGAGGAGACUGAGAAAUCUGUUUUGUUAAAUAGCCAGAAUGAGUUGGGCUCAAAUGAGGCUGAAGAUAGUCCAGGGUCUGUAACUGGUGGGAAGCAGGAUGAAGACUCUUCUGGUGCCGGCUCAUUUGAAAUUGGAUGUGAAGAAGAGAAGGAAACUGUUGUGGAAGAGGGCAAAGUGGAAUCUGUUGGAACACAGAAUGGUGGAACUAUUCAGGCCGAGCUGAGUGUUGCUGCUGAACCUGUGGUGAAUGAAGAGAUGAUAGAGGCUAAUGCUAUGCCCUGUCCAGAGUCAGUGCUGUCUGAAAUCAAUGCUGAAGAUAAUGGUUAUCAGGAUUGCAAUGGAUCUGUUGCUGACAAGUCUGGUGGCACAGCUAUUCAAGCCUCUGAAACUGUGACUUGUGCAGGCAAAUCUAAUGAUAUGGAGAUUGAUGGAUCUCUUGAGCAUAAAGCAGCAGUCAAUGAAGAAAGCUCACCAAGCACUAGUAUUCCAGCUUUGGAGGAGCCUCUGAAUUUUGAUGUUUUUAAUUCAGCUACUGAACUUGAGGUUCUUGGCUUGGAAAAGUUGAAGUCUGAACUACAGUCACGUGGGUUAAAAUGUGGAGGUACUUUGCAGGAGCGCGCUGCCAGGCUUUUUCUUUUAAAAUCAACUCCCCUAGACAAACUUCCAAAGAAGCUGCUCGCAAAGAAAUGAAAAAAACAGACUCAUCUAUCAUUUGCGAAGCAGUUCCUUCUCUGUACAGAGCAUCUUAUAACUGUUCCUGCGUUUUUGUUUUGGCAGUCAAUUGUAUUUUGGCUUGGGGAACAGAUAAUGCCUAAUGUGUGUUUUUUCUGUUCGUUUUAUUGUUGUUUGUGGGCUGUAUUUAAUAUAGCAAUAACAUUACCAGCAGCCAAAGGAAAGCUGAACAAUGUAUAACCCAAGACUCGUGCAUUAUGAACAAGUUCAAUUUUGCGUUUACAUAAUAAAUAAAUCACUAUUACCAA
This is a messenger RNA of Lotus japonicus, 1771 nucleotides long. RefSeq lists its product as uncharacterized. NCBI's taxonomy places the organism in Eukaryota, Viridiplantae, Streptophyta, Magnoliopsida, Fabales, Fabaceae. Bases 87 to 1481 code for a protein of 464 amino acids. Gene Ontology annotation, cellular component: nucleus. The record is from RefSeq and is a predicted model, not a curated record. The transcript is spliced from 3 exons.